UGGGUUUAGGGUUUCUAACCUCACUCCCCCUCUCCUCUUACCCUACGCCAUGAGAGCCCUCUUCUCAUCCUUCUCUUCCCCCUCCCUCUUCUCCCUCCCCGCACGAAACCCUCUCCUCUUCCUCCUCCUCCUCCGCCGCAUCCCCUCUCCCUCCACCCCUCCUCCUCCCCCUCCCUUUCCCCCUCUCCCCCCCACUCUCCUCGCUCGAUCCCUCCAUGGCCUCGCUCCUCCCCCCUCCGCGCCUCCUCCCUCCCGGAUCCUCCAAUCCGAUCCGAACCCUGGUCCCGCCUCGGAGGUCGACAAUGGCGACGACGGCGACGACCCCAUGGACGAGUUCCUCUCCCGCUUCGUCUGGGCCAUCCGCGGCAAGCUCGCCGACGCCUUCCCCGGCCUCCCCCGCGAAACCCUGGACGGGAUGCUCCUCGUCAUCUGCCAAAAGGUCGUCGCCCGCCUCGACGGGGGCUCCUCCGCCUCCGGCGACGGGGACUCGCCGCUGGAUCUGAGCGAGGACCUGUGGAGGACGAUCUGGGAGGUGAGCAACUCCGUGCACGAGGCGAUGCGGAGGGACCGGGUGCGCGCGGAGCUCAAGCAGUACCUCCACUGCGACGAGGUCAAGGAGAUGUGCCGCUUCGCCGCCGAUGUUGGCAUCCGCGGCCCCUUCCUCCGCGAGCUCCGCUUUAAAUGGGCACGGGGGAAGCUCGACGAGGUCGAAUUCUACAGAGGCCUCGAUCGGAUGCGGGAGCAAGGCCAAAAGCGUGAGCAAGAAGGUGGGGAAGAGAAGGGUGCGCCGCCGAUGGUGACGGUGUUGCCGCAGAGGAAGGGGAAGAUCAAGUACAAGAUAUACGGAUUGGAUUUGUCGGAUCCUAAGUGGGCGGAAGUGGCCGAGAAGGUCGCAGAAGCGGAGAAGCACUUUGUGCCCGAGGAGCCGCAGCCGAUCGAAGGGAAAUGCAAGAAGGUCGAGGAGAAGAUACUUGCUUUGAAUGCGAAGCGCGAUGAUCCUGCGCCUUUGCUGGCGGAAUGGGCAGAGCAUUUAGGGCCGAAGAGGGUCGAUUGGCUCGCGUUACUCGAUAGGAUUAAAGAACGAAAUCUCAAUCUCUACUUCAAGAUUGCUGAACUCCUCUUGGACGAAGAAUCCUUUGAAACCGCCAUCCGCGACUACUCCAAACUAAUCGACCUACACUCAAAGGCAGACCGCUUAGAAGAUGCAGAGAGAAUCCUUCAGAAAAUGACCGAAAAGGCAAUCGACCCUGACAUUCUCACAUCCAUCACCUUAGUCCACAUGUACAGUAAAGCGGGAAACCUCGACCGUGCAAAGGAAGCCUUCGAGCGCUUAAGGAAAGAGGGCUUCCAACCCGACUUGAAGCUCUACAACUCGAUGAUCAUGGCUUACGUAAAAUCCGGUCUUCCCAAGCAAGGGGAGAUGCUGAUGAGAGAGAUGGAGGUGAAGGACAUUAAACCCACGAAGGAGCUUUACAUGGAGCUACUCCGUGCUUUUGCCGCUCGUGGCCAAGUGGACGGCGCACAACGAAUCAUGAACACAAUGCAGUUUUCGGGAAUCCAACCUACCCUUGAAUCAUUCACACUGCUCAUCGAAGCCUAUGGACAGGCGGGCGACCCAGAUCAGGCACGCGGCCACUUUGAUCAGAUGGUGAAGUCAGGGCACAAGCCGGACGAUCGGUGUACCGCAAGCAUGAUAACCGCGUAUGCAAAGAAGAACCUUCUCGACAAGGCCUUAGACUUGUUAUUAACCCUAGAGAAGGACCGGUUCAAGCCGGGCGUUCUAACAAACACCGUGUUGGCAGAUUGGUUGGGGAGGCUGCAGCUCGUCGAAGAAGCCGAGCAGUUGGUGAAACAAAUAAAGGAGACGGGAGAAGAAGCACCUUUCGAGAUUCACAUCGGCCUGUGCGAUAUGUACGCGAGGGCGAAGCAAGAGGAGAAGCUUCGGAAGUCGAUGAAGAUACUGGAAGGGAGGAAGCAAAUGUUGAAGGCUGAUCAGUUCGAAAGGGUUAUAAGCGGUCUUUUGGCGGGCGGUUUCGUGCAGGACGCAAAGAGAAUGCAUGGUCUAAUGCAAGCGAGGGGCUUUGCGCCGUCUGAGUCGGUUAGGGUUGCGCUCAUGGCGGCGCAGUCGAUCCCUCGCCCAAGGCCGGCGUCUCGGAAAAGGGGGUAAAGCAUGAGAUGGAAUAAUACUCGGCUUUAAACUUAUAUCAAACUAGUUUUAGAGUUUUAUGUCUGUAACAUUUUUUCUUAGCUUUAUUUCAACUACUUUGAAUAAGUAGCAGAAGUUGAAACAUAGUUAGAAUUAAAUUUCGCUCCCCUUUUUUUAUGUGCUAGAUUAUCAAAAAUGGUUUAUCACGCAAUUUACAGACAUAUUGUUGUUGUA
Ananas comosus (pineapple) is the source of this 2380-nucleotide messenger RNA. Its product is annotated as pentatricopeptide repeat-containing protein At1g64100. The record is from RefSeq and is a predicted model, not a curated record. Gene Ontology annotation, molecular function: protein binding. Bases 50 to 2167 code for a protein of 705 amino acids. NCBI's taxonomy places the organism in Eukaryota, Viridiplantae, Streptophyta, Magnoliopsida, Poales, Bromeliaceae. The transcript has 2 exons.